AUGGAGUGCAACAAGGUAGACAAGUUCGGAAAGAAGCAGAGCCGUGUGAAGGUCGCCUUCAAGUUGUUCUUUCAAGAAAUCUACGACUUUGAGCUUUCGAUGCCGGUCUGGCGUGCUAGCGCCGUGCCCACCUGCAAGCGACUCCUCGAGCGCUUGAGGGACAACAUCGAGGAGGAGGACGAAGAACUCACGGGCGGUGGAGCCCGGGGCACCCUGGGGCGGAGUACUCGGCAGACGGGAGCCAAGCAGACGCAAGCCCUGCCACGAACUCUGUCGCUGGCUUCGGAUGAAUCGAUUCAUCAGACGAUCCAUGUCCAAACGCCGGCGUUGCGGGCACAUGGCACGCGGAGUUGCUAUUUGGUCUCCAACAAGAGCGGCAACAACGGUGGCGGUGUCCUAUGGGACAGCUGGACGCGGAAGAAGUUCCGCGGCUACUUCCGUGGCACGUGCUCCGAUCUCGGCAACGCCUCCCUGGAGGUGAACUUGAUGAGCUUCGAGAAGCCCCGUGAGCUGCAAGAGUUGGUGACGCAGUUGGGAGGUGGACGCCCAGGUGGCAGCCGGUACCAUGUGAUCUUGGCCAAUGCCGAGAUCCCCUUGAGGGGCGUGCUGGAACACGGCGAGGUGAAGGCGACCUUGCGACCGGCGCCCUGGUUUUAUGGCCUCGAGGAGGGCGGCAAGGUGCACCGGCAACGCUGCGGCUUGCUGCAGGGCCACGUGGCUGUGGAUCAUCGCCCACGCUAUCAGCAGACAGAUGAUGUGUCAGACGAGUUGGAUUUGAGGAAGAGAUAUCUCUUUGUGAAGGUCAUCAAGGUCGACCGGGUGGUGACGCCGGACACGCGGCCCACGGACGAGAUCGACACCUUCGUCGAGGUGACCUUCGACGGUGUGGCGAAGCGCACUCGGAUCUGCCAGGACGAUGUGUCGCCCAGCUUCAACAAUGACUUGGUCUUCGAGUUGUCCUUGGCGAAGACCAGCAGUAAAAACGAGCGGCAGGAUGACAACGAAGCGACCUGGGAGGAGCUGGAGCGGAAAGGGCCGGUCUUCAUCGACCUUUGGACCAUCGGCUCCAAGAGCAACGAGCACUUGGGCUCCGUCGAAGCCUUCCUUCAGGACAUUCUCGUCGAUGAAGUCGGACAGCCUCAAAAGGAGGUGACACGAACUGCUCGUGAUGCGCGGCUGAAGCGCCAGGAGAACUUCAGUGUCCGCGCCUUCCGUGGACAACGAAGGUUGAAGUUUACCUGGGGACUUGGCCAGGAGUCCAACAUUUUCUACGAGAUGUGGUUCCUCCCGGAUUUGGACCCCAUGGCAGUGCUGAAGGCUUUGCCAGCUGAAGUGCCUUUGCCCAAGGCCUUGGCUGAGAAGUUCGAAGAGAAGCAGAUGAUCUGGGACGAAGUGGCCGAUGAGCUGAAUGGGAUUCAUGAGAACAUGGAGCAGAUCGAGCAGGACGAGCUCCGCCGCACGGGGCGGCAGUUCCAAUGCACGGCCGCCAGCAUUUGGCCGGUGCAGUCGGCACAGGAGCACUUCCUGCCGCGCUUCUGCGACGUGCUGCGGCCGCCGCACGGCGUCGAUUGCGCCACGGCCAUCAACCACUACGUGGGCUGCUUCCCCUACAUGGUCGCUCCGAGGUCAGCACUCCGAACUUCUUCUGUGCGCUGCGCAAGGGCAAGAUUUUGGAGCAUGCCUUGCUGCACUGCAGCCUCUUGCUUGGGCUUUCCUUCAAGGCCUACGUGUGCUGUGGGACGAACUUGA
Messenger RNA from Durusdinium trenchii, 1749 nucleotides. The record is from the annotation of a GenBank genome assembly. NCBI's taxonomy places the organism in Eukaryota, Dinophyceae, Suessiales, Symbiodiniaceae.